UAUCUCAGUAUUCAUUCAUCACGGUUUACAUUUUCAUAUUCUCUCUCUCUUUCUCUCUCUGCACAAAUCUCAUUGAUUCAUCAUUUCUAGCCAUGCCAAAGCUUGAUUAGAGGGACAAAUUUUGAGGCUCUCAGAUCAAAGGAGAAGACACAUAGCUAUAGCCACUUUCAGCAAUGGCCUUGCAGAUUAUCUUCUCAACCAUAGUUUCCAUUGCACUCUUCUUCUUGCCUUUGUACACUUCUGCAAAUGAAUAUUCAUCAGUUAAUUUUAGUUACACUGGUCCACACAAUGGGCCUGAAAAAUGGGGAAGCUUGAGUCCAUUAUUUGCAGCAUGCUCACAUGGAGAAUCUCAGAGUCCUGUGAAUCUAAACAAGUCUUACAUUGUCUUCAACAAGGAUCUUAAGUCUUUAGACAAACACUACAUUCCUACAAAUGCCACUUUGGUUAACAACAAAUUCAACAUUGGGGUGCAAUUUGGAGGAAAAGUAGGAGAUAUUAAUAUAAAUGGAAAAAAUUACUCCUUGAAACAAUUGCAUUGGCAUUCUCCCGCAGAGCACCGUGCAAAUGGUCGCAUAUUGAAGACAAGUUGAUUGAGCUUGGGAGAGGGCAUAGUAAUACUCAAAUUGCUAUUGGAACCUUUUAUAUAAAGGAAUUAAAUAGAAGGCCACAUAGAUAUUUUAGAUAUAUUGGUUCUCUCACCACUCCUCCAUGCACAGAGGGUGUCCAUUGGAACAUCCUUGGGAAGCUAAGGACCAUAUCUGAGAAACAAUUAGAGCUCCUAAAAGGCCCAUUGGACCCAACAUGCAAGAUCAAUGCAAGGCCCAUUCAGCCCAUCAAUGAUCGCAAAAUUCAGAUGUACUUCAAGCCCAACCAUAUUUCAUGAAAAAAAUGUCAUUGUUAAUUAGCUUAAUAUAAUGUAUAAUUAGCUAUCCAGUAAUAUAAAUAUUUAAGUUUCUCUAUCCCC
Messenger RNA from Arachis ipaensis, 964 nucleotides. The record is from RefSeq and is a predicted model, not a curated record. NCBI's taxonomy places the organism in Eukaryota, Viridiplantae, Streptophyta, Magnoliopsida, Fabales, Fabaceae.